AUGUCCACGCAGCUUUUGGAGAUUAAGGCUACCUUGCCGCUUGGUCUCUUUGGUCUGGACCAGCUAACGUGGUCGGGCAAGGCCGGGUCGCUGUGGGAGUGCUGGAAGCUGGCGCCGUGCUGUGGGGACCCGGACCUGUUGGGGGUCAUCUGCUGCUUUGUGCACUGGACCUGCCUGAGCCCGUUCAGCAUGUGUAAGCUGUACGCCUCAAGCCUGGGUGACCCGUGCUCGAUCUGGCCCCACUGUUUCUGCAUUCUCUGCUGCCCCUUCGGCCGCUGGUUCACGCGGUACAACCUGCGCAAGAAGAACAUGACGCGGGGCAACAUCAUCGGCGACUGCUGCUGCGCCUGCCUCUGUUUUACGUUAUGCGCAUGCUGCCAGGAACUGCGAAGCGUCGACGCCUCUGCCUGGCGCCUUUUUCCUGACUUUACCGUCUGUGGGGCCUACGUCCCGGGCUGCCGCUUCUUGCGGUAG
Trypanosoma conorhini is the source of this 474-nucleotide messenger RNA. RefSeq lists its product as uncharacterized. Lineage: Eukaryota; Euglenozoa; Kinetoplastea; Trypanosomatida; Trypanosomatidae. Bases 1 to 474 code for a protein of 157 amino acids. The record is from RefSeq and is a predicted model, not a curated record. The transcript has a single exon.